This is a messenger RNA of Linderina pennispora, 1117 nucleotides long. RefSeq lists its product as uncharacterized. The coding region runs from base 324 to 986 and encodes 220 amino acids. Lineage: Eukaryota; Fungi; Kickxellomycota; Kickxellomycetes; Kickxellales; Kickxellaceae. The record is from RefSeq and is a predicted model, not a curated record. The transcript is spliced from 2 exons.
UUUUUUUUCUUUCGACUGAUCUGUGGCAACUCACGGCAUAUUUUCCUUGACACAAUAUGAGGCUUGCCAUCUUGGCGGUCCCAGCCUUGUGAUACCAGCGACCUCUGCUGAGCACUGGCAGCGACAUGGAGAGCUGGCAUGAUGUCGCCAUUGGGCCGCUUCCGUCCAAGGGGCAUUGUGGAUGACUGUCAAGACCGUUGGAUUGAAAGAGAUGCUGCGUCAUCCCCCAUUGCCUAGUCAAUUUCCUCAGCAGCACCCCAGCAGCAAGCCAGCUCCUACGCUCAUUUUUCAACCCCCCCGACAACCACAACAUCCAUUUUAAAAUGAAGUUCUUCACUGCCCUCCUUGUUGCCGCCUCCGUCGUUGCCGCUCAGGAAUCCGGUGCCUCCUUUGGACCGGCUGUUGACUCUGGCUCGAACGCUAUCUCCGCCCCCAAUGUCAACAACGGCUGGCAGGCUCUUGGCUCGGUGUUCGACUCGAGCUCGAACGAUGGCGCCGUGAUCUCGGGCAACUCUGGCACGACCGUCAGCAAGGGCGUCUCGAACACUGCCAACACCAACCAGAUCACCACCAACCCGCUCCAGUCGGCUGUUUCGGGCAACACUGGUCUUACCAACAACGGCCAGGGCAACCAGAUCGGUGACCUGUUCGCUGGCGGUUUCCCCGGUGGCUUCCCUGGCUCGUUCGGUCCCCACGGCUUUGCCAAGCGUGGCGGCUACGGUGGUGAGCCUGUUGGCUACGGCGUCCCCCAGCCCGUCGACUUCCCGGUUGCUCGCCCUGUUGGUUACCCGGUCGCCGUCCCUCGCCCUGUUGCCUACCCUGUUGCUGUUCCUCGCCCCAUUGCCGUCCCCCACCCCGUCGCCUACCCUGUCGCUUACCCGGUUGCCCACCCGGUCGGUUACCCGGCUGCCUACCCUGUUGGCUACGCCGGUGGCCACCACCACAACCAGGAGCAGAACGCCAGCAUUGUCCAGAACCAGGCCUAAGUUUCUCCUCAAGCCCCCCCUGGGUCUAAUCGGCCCCCCGUCCCUCACAUACUGGUAGCCUCCCCUCUUCACCUACCUCUAUCUAGUCCCCUUCCGAUCUCAUAUUUUCUCUCAGCUCUUAAUAAUUGCCG